Molecule: messenger RNA, 666 nt
Organism: Trypanosoma theileri
Lineage: Eukaryota; Euglenozoa; Kinetoplastea; Trypanosomatida; Trypanosomatidae
Product: 40S ribosomal protein S8
Exons: 1
Coding region: 1-666 (221 amino acids)
Biological process (GO): maturation of SSU-rRNA from tricistronic rRNA transcript (SSU-rRNA, 5.8S rRNA, LSU-rRNA); translation
Cellular component (GO): cytosolic small ribosomal subunit; ribosome
Molecular function (GO): structural constituent of ribosome
Source: RefSeq, a predicted model, not a curated record
AUGGGUAUCGUUCGUAGCCGCCUGCACAAGCGCAAGAUCACCGGUGGAAAGACAAAGAUCCACAGGAAGCGCAUGAAGGCUGAGCUUGGUCGCCUCCCCGCGAACACAAAGCUUGGUCAGCGCCGUGUGAGCCCUGUCCGCGCCCGCGGCGGCAACUUUAAGCUCCGUGGCCUCCGUCUUGAUACCGGCAACUUUGCCUGGAGCACAGAGGCCAUCGCCCAGCGCGCACGUAUUCUCGACGUUGUGUACAACGCCACCUCCAACGAGUUGGUGCGUACAAAGACGCUCGUGAAGAACUGCAUCGUCGUUGUGGACGCAGCCCCCUUCAAGACGUGGUACGCCAAACACUACGGUAUCGAUAUUGACGCCGCAAAGAACAAGAAGGGCCCACAAAAGGUUGUGGAGAAGAAGAAGUCCAAGAAGGGUGCUAGCACCGCUGUUGAGAAGUACGAUAUCACAAAGGCCUCUGCUGUGCUGAAGCGCAAGUGGGCAUACCGCCGCAAGCACCACAAGAUCGAGAAGGCAGUCGCUGAUCAGCUUAAGGAGGGUCGUCUGCUUGCCCGCCUCACAAGCCGCCCAGGCCAGACCGCACGCGCCGAUGGUGCCCUGCUCGAGGGUGCGGAGCUGCAGUUCUACCUGAAGAAGCUUGAGAAGAAGAAGCGGUAG